Helianthus annuus (common sunflower) is the source of this 949-nucleotide messenger RNA. RefSeq names its product photosystem I reaction center subunit XI, chloroplastic. Bases 174 to 830 code for a protein of 218 amino acids. The transcript is spliced from 2 exons. NCBI's taxonomy places the organism in Eukaryota, Viridiplantae, Streptophyta, Magnoliopsida, Asterales, Asteraceae. The record is from RefSeq and is a predicted model, not a curated record. Gene Ontology annotation, biological process: photosynthesis. Gene Ontology annotation, cellular component: photosystem I; photosystem I reaction center; chloroplast thylakoid membrane.
UAAUGGGAAAUCUAUCCAAACACUAGUGAUCCAAUACCAAGUGUACACGUGUAGUCAGCAUCUACAAAUUCAUUACAAAAGAUAUUGCGUUUGCCAGCUCAUGUGUGUCUCUCCUACAAUAACCAUUUGAUUUGAUCAGAGGUUCCAAAAACACACCAAGUGAAUUGACCAAAAUGGCCACAGCUGCCUCUACCAUGGCUAGCCAACUCAAGAGCAGUUUGGCAACUUCUUUCACAAGAGGGCUUGUUACCCCCAAGGGCAUUUCUGGUAAACCAUUUAGAGUCUUGCCUUCCUCUGGCAAAUCCACCUUCACCAUCAAGGCUGUUCAAAGUGAUAAGCCUACCUACCAAGUGAUUCAGCCUAUUAACGGUGACCCAUUCAUCGGAAGCCUCGAAACUCCAGUGACAUCAAGCCCAUUGAUCGCCUGGUACCUUUCAAACCUUCCUGGAUACCGCACCGCAGUCAACCCAUUGCUACGUGGUGUUGAGGUUGGGCUAGCUCAUGGGUUCUUUCUAGUGGGCCCAUUUGUGAAAGCCGGCCCAUUGAGGAACACCGAGUAUGCUGGGGCAGCUGGAUCACUAGCCGCAGGUGGACUAGUGGUGAUUCUAAGCAUUUGCUUGACAAUGUAUGGGAUCGCAUCGUUUAAAGAGGGCGAGCCAUCGAUUGCACCAUCGUUGACCUUGACUGGUAGGAAGAAGGAGCCAGACCAACUUCAAACAGCCGAUGGUUGGGCCAAGUUCAGUGGUGGGUUCUUCUUUGGUGGGAUCUCUGGGGUUAUUUGGGCUUAUUUUCUUCUCUAUGUACUUGAUCUUCCUUACUAUGUUAAGUAAUUUGGGCCUCUCUAUAAAAGCUGGGUUUGCCAAGUGUGGAAAGUUGUAUAUUAAAGGGAUGGUCGUUUGAAAGACACUAAUUUUGAUGUUUUUAUAUAGAGUUAACUGCCAUUUUCGUC